Messenger RNA from Daucus carota subsp. sativus, 1845 nucleotides. Its product is annotated as cytochrome P450 CYP82D47-like. Lineage: Eukaryota; Viridiplantae; Streptophyta; Magnoliopsida; Apiales; Apiaceae. The record is from RefSeq and is a predicted model, not a curated record. Gene Ontology annotation, molecular function: oxidoreductase activity, acting on paired donors, with incorporation or reduction of molecular oxygen; monooxygenase activity; heme binding. The coding region runs from base 210 to 1793 and encodes 527 amino acids. The transcript is spliced from 2 exons.
GAAGCAUUUGACAUCAAUUAUUUGACAUAAAUUAUUGUCUGUUGAUGUCAUCUCUCCAGUAGAAAACAAAAAGUUGAUAAGAAUAGGAUAGAGAAUGGAAGUCAAAGGUAUCUUGGAUCUGAGCCUGUACUGAUGUUGUGCCUCUCAUCUUUCUAUACAUCGAGGCAAACCAAUUUCUGAGAUCAAGUUGACCUGCUCCGGUUAAGUUCAUGGAUCAUUUUCUUCAAUCCUCGUUCUAUUCAGUCUCUGGUCUGUUUGCCCUUUUAGUCUUUAUCUAUUUUAUAGUUAAAAGAUCAGGUAGAAAUGGAAGACAGAGCACAGGGUUGCCUGAAGCUGGUGGAGCUUGGCCUUUCAUAGGCCACAUGCAUCUUCUGGGUCCAAAUCAGCUGACCCAUUAUACACUAGGAACCAUGGCUGAUAAGUAUGGACCAGCUUUCACCAUCAAGCUGGGUUCUCACAAAGUAAUGAUUUUGAGUAACUGGGAAAUGGCCAAAGAGUGUUUUCUCACCCAUGACAAGAAUUUUAUAGGAAGGCCAAUUGUUUUGGCCUCAAAGCUACUGGGAUACAACUUGGCUAUGUUUGGUUUUGCUCCUUACAGUUCUUAUUGGCGUGAGAUACGCAAGAUUGUUUCCCUUGAACUUUUAUCUGUUCGACGAAUUGAAACAUUGAAGGGCUUAAGAGUUUCGGAGGUGCAGACAUCGAUAAGAGAAGUAUACAAGUUAUGGGUUGAGAGUGGUAGUAGUAGAAUUGGAGUUCUGGUGGAUAUGAAGCAAUGGUUUUCCAAUAUAACGCAUAAUUUGAUCAUGGGUAUGGUGGCCGGAAAAAGAUACUAUGGAGGUAGUGCUAAUGGUAAGGAAGGGGAGGCACAGAAGUUUGAGAAGAUGGUUAGAAAGUUUGGGUUUUUGUUUGGUGCAUUUUUGUUCUCUGAUUUUAUACCUUCUCUAAAAUGGCUGGAUUCUAAAGCACAUAAGAGGGAUAUGAAGAGGACUGCGCAGGAGUUGGAUGACUUUAUCCAAGGUUGGUUGGAAGAGCAUAAGCAGAGAAGACUGUUGAGAGGAGAGGGACCGGAAGAGAACGAGGAUUUUAUGGAUGUGAUGCUAACUAUUCUUAAAGAUGCUGGAAUAGCUGGUUUUGAUGCUGAUACCAUAAACAAGGCUACAUCUUUGAACCUUAUUUUAGCUGGAUCUGACUCCACAACUGUGGCUCUUAUAUGGGCUGUGUCUCUCCUGCUCAACAACCGUUGCAUGUUAGAGAGGGCACAAGCAGAGCUUGACACAUUUGUUGGAAAAGACAGACAUGUUGAUGAAUCAGACAUCAAGAACCUUGUUUAUCUCCAAGCAAUUGUCAAGGAAACCUUGAGACUGUACUCCCCUAGCCCAAUAAUUCCUCUUCGUGCUGCAAUUGAGGAUUGCACCAUCUCGUCAGGAUACAACAUUCCUGCUGGUACGCGUCUUAUGGUUAAUGUUUGGAAAAUUCACCGGGAUGAGCGUGUGUGGUCCGAACCAAACAAGUUUAAGCCAGAGAGAUUCCUGACAACCCACAAGGACAUUGAUUUGAAAGGACAUAAUUUUGAGUUCAUUCCAUUCGGCUCAGGAAGGAGAGCAUGCCCAGGUGUAGCGCUUGCACUACAGUCAGUGCAUCUGGCUCUGGCUAGUUUGUUACAUUGCUUUGAUAUAACUAAUAUAUCUGAUGAAGAUGUAGACCUGACUGAGAGCUUUGGUUUGACAAAUUUCAAAGCAACACCUCUUCAGGUUUAUCUUCUGCCAAGGCUUCAGCCUAGCUUGUAUCUGUAAUUUCUAGCCUGGCUUUUUUUUAAGAUAUAAAUAUUGUUUUCGUUUUCUGCAA